GUCAUAACCUCUAAAUAAGACGUCAAACUUCAAAUUCAAAAUCACGAAAAAUCAAAAUCGAAGUUUUUCUGUUUUUGCAUAGGGACUAGGGUUUUUGAUUAAUAUCUUAAUUAUCCUUUCAUUGAAUAACUUUUCCACUGUAAUAAUCAAUAAUGGCUAAGCCGGUGGAUUUGGAACUGAAAAAAGCUUUCGUCGAAUUGCAAGUGAAAAUGGUUGAGACGAGUAAGAAGAUCCAGGUGAUAGACGGUCAAAUUGGUAUGCUGAAACGGGUGUUGCAACAUGCAGACAUUACUCAGCGGGAGAUCAGCACUUUACCUCCAGAAACCAAAACUUACGAGUCCGUGGGCAGAAUGUUCCUUCUAACAGACUUGGCGGAAAUCAAAAGUAAUUUAAGCAGUCGAACUGCACUGCUUACUUCACGGACAGCGGAAUUGGAGAGUAAUAAAGAAUAUUUAGAGAAAAAUCUCAAAGAAAGCGAAAACAAUAUUCGAGAAAUGGUACAACAGAAGAAGGGGCAAAGUGAGACUAAGUAAUCUUCAAUUUAUAAUUAAAAAAUUAUGCUUAGAAUAUUGGGCUUAGUAGCCUUUUAUAGUCACUUUGAAAUAUUAAAAACUAACUUUUUGCUACGUUUUUAAUAAGUAUUUAUAAACAAUGUACUAUAAAGAAAGACCAAGACAACACCUCUAAUAAAAAACUGCAUCACUAUUAAUAUGUUAUUUGUAAAAUUCAUGUUUCUGUAUUAAGUACAUUACAAACUUGUAUUGGUUGAUUUUAUUUGGAUAUGGAUGUAUUUUUAACUCUGUGCUGAGUGCACUUUAUGGUCUCUGGUUGCUUUUUAAAAAAAAUUGCAAUUCUUUUGAAGAGCUUGGAACUACGAAGGUCUGUGCUGUUUCAAAAGUUAAUUAUAAAUAAACCAUUGCAAUCAUGAACAUUAUUAGAGUACAAAGACAAAAUUAUAUCACUUUAAAUGAAUAGAUCUGAAACAGGGUUCUUACGAUUAUGGGUAGCUAUCCUAUUUACAAUGUAGGAUUUUAACGCAGCCAAGAUAGCCAUUUUACUGACAUCUAUUCCAUUAUACCAUUUUGUAUACUUACAAUGUGAACAGUGGCAUAGCUAGGUAACCAAAGGCCCUGGUGCAGAUAAAAAAAGAGGCCCCACUACUAUCUUAACUGGUUACGUUUAUUACAUAAAAUAUACUUUAUACUGUAGGCAGGGAGAACAACACAAUCAGAGAACGGGGAGUGUUGAUUGAUUGUCAAGGAAUUCCUUAACCCUACAUCCCGUACUCACAAGUUCAGGAUUCUGCUCAGAGUUUUAUUCUCUACCAUACAAUGGACCCGGCACCCAUACGGUGAAUCCAUGGAAUGCUAAGAUAUCCGUCUCAAAUGCUAAGCUACUCUAUUAUUAGCUUUUUUUCGUGCCUUACAGUGCAGGUAAUACAAAUAUUUAACAGAGAGAUAUUCUGGUAAGAUUUUGAAGGCCCAGGGAGCACUGCACCGUCUAACCUAGGUAGCUACACCCACUGAAUGUUAAUCAUAUUACAGAUAAAAAAUGUGAAGGUUUGUGUUAUGUUUGUUACUUAUUGUCAUGUAUAUAAUCUACAUAAAUUCUGUGUCUUUUCUAAACUUUAGUUGAAUUAGGUAGGUAGUUGAAUAAUUACACUUUACAACUGUCAUGUCUUGCUACCUAGCUCAAUAAACGUUAUCUAAAUUAUAAAUCGUAUUAUUUAAACAUAAUAGUGGCGACGAGACGAAAAUUUAGUGAAAAUGGAUCAUAAAGCAGUGAAGUUUGGUGAAUUUAAUCCAAAAAUCGACAUAUGGGACAAUUACAUUGACCGGUUAAAGUUUUGUUUCGAGGCAAAUGGCAUCAUGUUGGAUGGCGCCAAACGAGCGAAUUUCUUUACUGUGUGUGGAGCGGAAGUUUUUGAGACGUUUUUGGCUUUAAUUACACCAAGAAAACCGAGUGAUGUGACAUUUGUUGAAAUAGAAACAAUCUUAACAAAACAUUAUAGUCCUAAACCAAAUGAAAUUUCCGUGUCAUACAAAUUCUAUACACGUAACCAAAAUACAAAUGAAACUGCGUCAGAUUACAUUGCACAAUUGCGAAAAAUUAGCUCCAAGUGUAAUUUUAUGGACCUAGAACGAAUGUUACGUGAUCGGCUCGUCUGUGGCAUGAAAGAUCGCGGCCUACAGUACGAUCUUUUGAAAAAAGAUAACCUACGUUAUCAAGAUGUUAUAGAUGCUAUGUUAGCCGCCGAAACUGCGGGAAAAGAUUGUCACAUGAUUCAAUCUUCUGUCAAUAUAGAAAGCAGUAACACAAGUACAAACAAUACAUCUAUAAGUUCACCAGUAGAAGCCAUGGAUGUAAAUGCUGUACAGCCCAGGGCUAGCUCGCGUUUAUGUUACCGGUGUGGUGAUCGUCAUGGUGGUGAAUGCAGAUUUAUUAACGCUGUUUGCCGAUUCUGUUCUAAAAAAGGACACAUUGAAAAAAUAUGCUUAGUAAAGAAAAAAUCUUUUAAGAAGAAUAUAAAUUUUACUGAGGAACCAGAUAUACGCUUGAAUGGAAUUUACAGCAUUCAAUCUGAGACUAAAAUACUGCCUUUUGUGGUCGAAUUGUUAUUGGAAGACAUCCCUGUGGUAUUGCAAGUAGAUACAGGAGCGAGUUUUUCAUUGGUAAAUGAAUACACUUGGAAGAAGAUAAAAUAUCAAAACAAACAGAUUACUCUUCGACCAGUGUCACUUACUCUACGCACGUGGACAAACACACCAGUGAUUUUACUUGGUCAAACAACACUUCAUGUUCAGUAUAGAAAUCUAAAAUGUAACCUAAAUGUAAUCAUAGCAAAAGGAUGUGGUCCUAAUCUUCUAGGACGGGACUGGUUGAACCCGCUGAACAUAACAUUGAACAUUAAUUGUAUAUCAAGCAGUGAUCUUGUAAACAUUGACAAGACUAUUUCAAAAUAUAGUGAAAUCUUUGAGGACGAGCUGGGUACAUUUACUGGUGACCCUGUUACAAUACAUCUUAAACAAAAUGCUACACCUAGAUUUCUGAAAGCUCGUCCAGUACCAUAUGCCAUCAAAGCUAGAGUAGAGCAAGAAAUUGACCGGCUAGUGGCAGAGGGGGUACUACAACCCUUAUCUUUUUCUGAGUGGGCAACACCUGUUGUGCCAAUAAUAAAGAAGUCAGGGGAUAUCCGGCUAUGUGGAGAUUACCGUAGUACUGUCAAUCAAGCUACUGAAUCGGAUACUUUUCCUAUGCCGACAGCCAAUGAGGUAUUUGCUACAGUGGCAGGUGCAAAGUUUUUUACAACAUUAGACCUCGAUCGAGCAUACACACAAGUAAAAGUUACUGAGAGUACAGCCAAAAUGUUAACUUUAAAUACAUGCAAGGGCCUAUAUUCAGUUCAUCGGUUACCGUUCGGAGUCAAAGCAUGCCCUGGAAUAUUUCAGAGACUUAUGACAGCAUUACUGGCAGGUAUCCAGGGUGUUUCAGUUUUAAUUGAUGAUAUCAUAGUGAGUGGUCCUACAAUACUGAUUAUGCAACAAAGACUUGACAAUGUUUUAAAACGUAUACAGAAAGCUGGAUUCCAUCUUAACAAGAAUAAAUGUAAAUUUGCUCAAGAAAAAGUAGAAUUUUUAGGUUUUGUGAUCAAUGGAGAUGGUAUACACCCAGCUCCAAGUAAAGUGGAAGCUAUUUUAAAAACACCAGAACCUAAGAAUGUACGGGAGUUGCAAGCAUUUUUAGGCUUGUAUAACUUUUAUGAAAGGUUUAUACCUCAUAAGGCAACAACAUUGGAGCCGUUACACAGACUACUAGAUAAAUCUCAAACUUGGAGAUGGACCCAAAGAGAACAGGAUGCAUUUAAUAAAGCAAAACAGUUGCUAACAUUUGAAACAACAUUGGUUCAUUAUGAUUUGAAUAAACAUGUAAUUCUAACAUGUGAUAGUUCAGAAUAUGGCGUUGGAGCAGUGCUAUCACAUGUUAUGGACGAGGGACAUGAACGGCCUAUUGCAAUGAGCUCUAGGACAUUAAAUGCACAUGAGCGAAGAUAUUCACAGUUAGAUAAAGAGGCUACUGCGAUUAUGUUUGGCAUUAAAAAAUUUCACAAUUAUAUAGCUGGCAGACAAUUUACAAUAGUGACCGAUCACAAGCCGUUACUAGGAAUAUUUGAUCCUAAAAGACCUAUGCCAUCCAUUUUAUCACCUCGGCUAACAAGAAUCGCUAUAGCAUUAACAGCACAUGAUUAUAGUAUUACAUAUCGACCUGGAAGUCAAAUUGGCAAUGCAGACAGUUUAAGUCGAUGGCCGCUACCAGUCCCAGAGCAAGAAGAUCAAUCUUUGUGUGAAGUAUUGCUAAUGGCAGAAAAGGUGGAAGAUUUUCCCUACACAGCUCAUGAGAUAGCUUCCGAAACUACAAAAGAUCAGACACUUUCACGAAUUGUACAUUUCUUAAGAUGUGGAUGGCCAGGCAAAGUUACUGAUAGGGAUCUACGAACAUAUUGGUUGCACAGAACAGAGUUGUCUUUACAAGAUGGAUGUAUAUUAUUAGGAUGCCGCGUUGUUAUACCACCAUCCCUUCGACAAACCGUCCUACGCAUGCUUCAUACUACUCAUAAUGGAAUUGUUCAUACCAAGGCAUUGGCUAGGAGUUAUGUGUGGUGGCCACAAUUGAGCGACGACAUAAGUCGACUAGUUCAAAAUUGCACUAAGUGUCUGGAAAAUAGACGUAUGCCUGAGAAAUCGUCUCAUGAAUGGAUUCUUCCAUCAAAACCAUGGUCCAGAAUACAUAUAGAUUUUGCAGGGCCAUACAUGAAUAAAACAUUUCUUAUAGUAGUCGACGCUUUUUCUAAAUGGCCUGAAGUUUUUAUUGUAAGUAGCACAAAUUCUAGAACAGUGAUUGGCCAUCUAAGAAAUUUGUUUGCUACUCAUGGUAUUUGUGAAACCUUGGUCUCAGAUAAUGGUACUUCCUUUGUAUCUCAAGAAAUGAAAUUAUUUCUAGAAUCAAAUAAAAUAAGACAUGUGACGUCAGCACCUUACCAUCCUGCCACCAAUGGCUUGGCAGAGAGGAUGGUACAAACUGUAAAAGACAAACUACGCAAAAUACAUGGACCAUGGGAAGUUAAAAUUCCAAAUAUGUUAUUAGGCCUACGUGUUACACCAUGUUCUUCUACAAAUAAGAGUCCUUCAGAGCUUUUAAUGAAUAGACGCCUUCGUACUGUCAUGGAUACUUUGCAUCCAGAUAAUAUACAACAUAGAAAAAUAGAAAGUCAAGUAAUAAAAAAUGCACAGCAGAAAAACAGACAAAGUAAUAUAGGACAAAAUGUAAUGUAUAGAAAUUAUAUAAAAGGACCAAAAUGGUUACCUGGACAAAUCAAGGAAAAAGACGGUCCAUCCAGCUAUAAGGUACAAACAGGAGAAGGAACCGUCUUAAGACGACAUAUGGACCAGAUUAUUAAAGUAAAAGAGUGUGAGAACCUACCAUCAACAAGUGGAACAAGUGGUGGAAAUAAUGAAAUAAUUGAUGAUACAGAGACAGGGGAUGAUGAUAAAGCCAAUCAGGAAGAAGAAAAUCAGUAUGAAAUAGAAACAGACCCUAUAAUUGAAAUACCGAGUGCUGAGAAAUGGGAGGAGAUAUUAGGAAUACCUAAAUCAGCAGAGAUUGAUAUACCCGGAGGAAAAAUUAGAACAAAAAGAAAUGUUUAUCAUAAAGGUCCAUAUUAUAGGCCGAGUCGUUCUAAGGAAGAUGAUGGUUAAAUUUAUGUUUAUGCUAUGUAUAUCUUUUAAAUACUUUGCUAUUGUAUUUGGGAUUUAAAUUUGUUACUUACUUAUUAAUUAGUAGUUAAUUAGUAAUAUACUUGGGAGGAAGGUAUGUCAUGUAUAUAAUCUACAUAAAUUCUGUGUCUUUUCUAAACUUUAGUUGAAUUAGGUAGGUAGUUGAAUAAUUACACUUUACAACUGUCAUGUCUUGCUACCUAGCUCAAUAAACGUUAUCUAAAUUAUAAAUCGUAUUAUUUAAACAUAAUACUUAUUAUGGAGAUAUGGUUGAAUAGAUUUGGAUGAAACAAUGCAAUGUAAUUCAUUAACAAUGGUUUACUCAAUUAAUGUUUAAUUAUUAUAAUUUUUUAUGAUUAUAAUAUGUUUUAUUUAUAAAAUAUUUUUUGCAUUUCUUUUUUUUACCAUUAUUCACAUACAUAUAACUUGUCUUUGUCUCAAAUAUUAUGUGUUAUGUUAUUAUUAUAUAUUACAUCUGUAGAUGGUCAUUUUCUAUCUCUAGUCUUUUCAUCUCAUUCAUUUAAUUUAACCACUUGAUAUAGAAUGCUUCAAUAUUAUAAAGUUCUAGUUCUAGUUAUUUUGUUUAUACAAGAUGGAUUGGUUUUGAACGUAAUACAAACACAUAGGUGUGUAUUAACUAAGGGAAUGUCAGCACAUAAGAAACAGAUUGUUUUAUUAUUUAGGCCCAAGGUGAUACAGGAGGAUGUAUGUGACAUAGUAACCUGUUUACCAAAAUGUCAUUGCUUAAAUCGCUCACAGGCAUAAUAUGAUAAUUUAGGAACAUCCUUCUGUUUUGCUAAUGUUCCUUCAGUUACAUACACAGAUAUGUCUGUCUGUCUGUAUGUUCUGUUUUAAAUUAGAAAAUUGAGUAUCUGUACCACAGGCAAAUUGGCUCAUCUGAAUUUAAAAAACCUGAUUGUAUUUUAAAAUGUAACUUAUAAAAAUGUAUUUUAAAUGUUUUUGUAGGUAUAUCAAUUUUAAUCUUCAAGAUACUAUUUUUUAAUUUAUUGUAAGCUUGUUAAGUUAUACUAAAAAAAUCUACCAUUCGUCAAUUGGUUUUCUUUUCUGAUUGUUUGAAUUUAACCAUGCUACUUCUAUGUUGAGUUUAAUAUAUAUUACUGCACAACUA
Messenger RNA from Bicyclus anynana (squinting bush brown), 6900 nucleotides. RefSeq names its product prefoldin subunit 1. The coding region runs from base 153 to 533 and encodes 126 amino acids. The transcript has a single exon. Gene Ontology annotation, biological process: protein folding. NCBI's taxonomy places the organism in Eukaryota, Metazoa, Arthropoda, Insecta, Lepidoptera, Nymphalidae. Gene Ontology annotation, cellular component: prefoldin complex; cytoplasm. The record is from RefSeq and is a predicted model, not a curated record. Gene Ontology annotation, molecular function: protein folding chaperone.